This is a messenger RNA of Megalops cyprinoides (Indo-Pacific tarpon), 1002 nucleotides long. RefSeq names its product zinc finger protein 239-like. The record is from RefSeq and is a predicted model, not a curated record. NCBI's taxonomy places the organism in Eukaryota, Metazoa, Chordata, Actinopteri, Elopiformes, Megalopidae. The transcript is spliced from 3 exons.
AUGCCAGCCGCGUCGGCUGACGAUGACCAGUGUGGCAAGACUUUCAAAUAUUUGUCAUAUCUGACAUGACACCAGCGAACCCAUACAGGGGAGCGUCCAUACCACUGCUCCCAGUGUGGAAAGAGCUUCAGGUCCACAUCACAUCUGACAAUACACCAGCAAACCCACAAAGAACAGCAUCCAUACCAUUGUUCUCACUGUGGGGGAGAGGGCUGUAGAUCUGCAUCAAAACUGAUGGCACACCAGCGAAUUCAUACAGGAGAGCGCCCAUUCCACUGCUCCCAGUGCGGGAAGAGCUUCACAUGUGCAACACACCUGACAACGCAUAAGAGAACUCAUACACAGGAACGAAGAUUCUCUUGCUCUCAGUGUGGGAAGAAUUUCAGAUCUUCAUCUGACCUGAAAAAACACCAGCGAAUUCAUACAGGGGAGCGUCCAUACCAGUGUUCCCAGUGUGGGAAGAGGUUCAAAGCUGCAACACACCUGACUGCACAUCAGAGAACUCAUACAGGGGAGCGACCAUAUCUCUGCUCCGAGUGUGGAAUGAGUUUCAGUCACUCAGGUACUUUGACGCUACACCAGCGAACCCAUACAGGAGAGCGCCCAUACCACUGCUCCCAGUGUGGGAAGGGUUUCAGAUACCAGUCUGACCUAAAACAACAUCAGCGAAUCCACACAGGAGAGCGUCCCCAUCAGUGCUCCCAGUGUGGGAAAACCUUCAGUCAAUCAAAUAAUCUGACAGAUCACAUGAGAAUUCACACAGGGGAGUGCCCAUACCACUGCUCCCAGUGUGGAAAGAGCUUCACUAGAUCAACUACUUUGAAGAAACACCAGCGAAUUCAUACAGGGGAGAAUCCCUACACCUGCUCCCAGUGUGGGAAGAGCUUCAGAUACCAGUCUGACCUAAAACGUCAUCAGCGAAUUCACACAGGUGAGCGUCCAGUCCACUGCUCCCAGGGAGGGAAGCCAUUUAUUAGACUGAGAGAUUUGACACAACACUAA